GUGAGCUUAAUUGUUUUCCCCUGAAGGUGUGUGUGGUUGUGACGUUGCGCGCCCCUCUCCUGUCCCACAGCAGUGAACGCAGCACGGGGCUCAUUCCUGCAGUGUCCCGCUGUCGGACGGUCUGUCGGCGGGCUGAGCUCGGAGGAGGCGCCGCGCUGUUAAAACUCCCAGGAUUUAUACUCUGCCAUUUUGAGCAAAAAAAAACCGGCCGACAUCAGCGUUCAGACGCGUCCAUUAAAACACACAAGUCAUGACUCCAAAGUGGUGAACUACCUCUGUGCAUUUAGAAGAAGGCCUCUGAAGUGGGGGACAGUUAACCCAACAAAAGAGGAGUUCUUGCCUUGAACCGGUCAUCAGUCCAUUUCAGCCAUGUGCUCCACAAAUCACUCAAACUGGGUCACAUUUGAAGAUGACAACACACCACUCUCAUCACCUCAGAAGCCCCUACAGUCAUCUGGGCAUGUCAAAGCAUCAGUACCGCGUCCCAAUGGUCUGAAAUUAGUGCUUCCUCCUAUCAGAGAUACUUCCUGGAGUUUUAAUAGUUCCCUGGAAUCCCCUCAAAGCCACUCUAGUCUUAGUGGAAGUUCCUGUUUACCAUGUAACACGCCCUUUUGCACUCCUGUGAGCGGGGUUCCUAGCAAUGCGUCCCCAUUUCACACCAACACGUGGGAAAAGAACAACUUCUUCAGGAGUUACUCCAGCACAUCGAGCACCUCUGUUCCUUCUCCUGCACCAGAGGCACUGAAUCAAACCUCAGAUGGACCAAGCCCUUUCCCCUCUUUCCAGGGGAACUCAGGACACUAUAACCCCUUCUGGGAUGGAUCUACACACAGUGCAGAUGUGGAUAGCUCCUCCUCAGACUCAGAAACUGACAACAGCCUACCACGUUUCUUUAUUCGGACCAAAGAUGGCAAUGAGCCUCCCCGCGACCAACUCCAGAACUCCUUCUCCUACGUUUGCCACAAACUAGAAGGCCUACGAGCAGUGACGGACCACGAAACAAAGACAGAAAAAGAUACGGAGAGGCGGCUAAGUUGCAAAAAUGAGGUGUUCAACGAGGGUUCGUCUCAGUUUGUUCCUCGGGGUCUGUUUCGUAGCCAGAAGAGGGACGGCUGGUCUGUCAUGAUCAGGAUUCCUGAAAAAAAGAACCGCAUGUCCUCUCGACAGUGGGGGCCAAUCUAUCUCCGCCUGUUGCCGGGAGGUGUGCUGCAGAUGUAUUAUGAGAAAGGUCUAGAGAAGCCAUACAAAGAGUUCCAGCUUCUCCCUCAGUGUAGGAUCUCAGAUCUUAAACUAGAAAGCUACGGGGAGCACCGCAAAGUCCUCACGCUCAAGAUAGAACAUUUCUCAUACACGGAAAAGAAACGCUUCCACCCGAAACCGGAGGUUAGUCAUGAGCCGGAGGUAGAGCAGCUGCUCAAGUUCGGCUCCACAGUGCAUGACGACAUGGAGGACCUGGUAGUCUCCAUGGAAGAGGAAAUCUUCAAACUGAGUAUGCCCCACCAGCAGAGGAAGCACUACGAGGAGCAGGAGCUGUCAUUGCAGAUCACUGAUCACAUCUGGGUACAACUGGAUAAGUGUGGAAAAGUCAUGGAGCGGACAGCUUUCACCCAGAUACACUGUCUGUCUUUUCUGAACGGACUAGGCGAUUGUUUUCUCGCCCUUAAUGAUCUCGGGCUGCUGCGUUUUGAUUCCAGCUACGGGUCUGAAGAGGGCACUGAACUCUGGAUGGAGAUCACCGACUGCCAUUUUCACAAAUGUGUGAAUGAGACGGAGUUUCAGAGGUCCCGGCUGAUUAAGUUCUCACCUCCUGAAGCCUGCAGGGUGGAACUGAUGCGGUACAAGACGAUGACUUUAGGUUGCACAGAAAUUCCCUUCUCCAUCAAAGCUGUGGUCACAGUUCAGGGUGCCUAUGUGGAGCUCCAGGCCUUCCUUAACAUGUCGGCCACCUUCCUCUCUUCCAUGAGGGUGUCGGACACGUAUCCGCUGUGUGAGAACGUAGUGAUCCGUGUGCCGGUGCCGGGUGACUGGGUCAAAGUGACACAGACGGUGGCCUUACUGCGACAGAGGUCACUGAAGGCUCGUAUGAACAGGAAUGCCUGUUUGGGUUAUGUCAGCACUGCAGACUCGCAGCCGGUCAUGCAGGUGACAGUUGGCACUGUCAAGUAUGAGAAUGUAUAUUCAGCGAUCGUGUGGAGGAUCGACAGAUUGCCGGCAAAGAACACAGCAGUGGAUCAUCCCCAUUCAUUUUCCUGCAAGCUAGAGCUGGGAUCUGAUCAGGAGAUCCCAAGUGACUGGUACCCCUUUGUCACGAUGGAAUGUGAAAUUAUGGGCGCAGUUGUAUCGCAGACCAAGGUGAAGUCACUGGGCACUACGAAUGACAUUCAGCCACAGAAACAUGUGACCAGUUGGACACGCUAUCAUUGUCAGGCCAAACUCUACCUGUCCAUAAUCGAUGAUGUGAUUGAUAGUAUGAGGGAGCUUUUCUUGGAUGAAGGGCUUGAAGACCGCGUCCUGGACGAUUUAAGACAUCUUUGGGAGUCCAAGAUGAUGCAGUCAAAAGCAAUGGAAGACUUCAGGAAAAACAACAUCAACUCAUCCAACUUUGUGCUGCAGCUCCCCGCCAAUUACAGCCAGACAGAUCAAGAGGUCACAGCUUCAGUUGUGAUGCCUGCAGGUCAGAAUAUCCACAGUUUUCAAAGACUCAAGAACAACUCAGAGACACUUGCUACUUUUUCUCUCCCUGCUGGGUUAGCUUACCCUGUGCAGAUACCAGCUGGAGUCACUCUGCAAACAGCUUCUGGUCAACUUUACAAGGUUAAUGUUCCUGUUGUGGUUACACAGGCCGCUGCAGGUCAGCAACCUGUGUCCCAACCCACACAGAGAGUCCCUGAGUGGAAAGAGACUCCUGCCCCUCAGUCAAUUGCAGUCCCGCAAAAUACCACUCAUCAACAGGAGGUGGAGCCAUCUCCUGUUUCAGCUGCUUCUGUCACACAGCCAGCACAUCCAAAGGCCAACUUACCACCUGGUCAGGAGAACAACCCCCCCCAGAAACCACAUGUUCCUGCUGUUGAGACCUCGCAGCUGCAGGGGGCCCACUCUCCAGAGACACUAGAAGAAAAUGAGCCGAGUCCACAUCCUGAACCUGUGAACCUCAGCAUGACCGCCUCAUCCAGUAGUCAGUUAUUAGACUUCCAAAUCGGCACCGAGGAGACUUUUACACAGGCGGCACAAUUAAAGACCAGAGACAUCGACGACAUCCUGAAAGAAGUGAUUGAGGAGGAGAGAGUAAAAGCCGAAAGGGCGAGGAGUCUAGCGCCUGCAAAGACUGACAACCAGUCUGAGGGAGUUCUCGGGCUGGACCUGGACUACAACUACAGUGAACUGUCAGACAUCGUUCAGCUGGACGGUCCUGCAGACAACUCUGACAUCGAAGAGGAAGAGGGAGUACCCCUGGAAGAGAAUGACUUUCUGGGUAUAAUCAACGCAGAGGCCAUAAAGGCCCUGCAGGAAGGAGAUGAGAGCAGCAUCUCCUCCAGCAGUGACAGCGAGGGGGUGGAUGAACUCGCUAAUGUAGAGGAAGAGGAUCCUCUGAAUUCAGGUGACGAUGUGAUUGAGCAGGACAUCCCGGAUCUCUUUGACACUGACAAUGUAAUUGUUUGCCAGUAUGACAAAAUUCACCGCAGUAAGAACCGCUGGAAGUUUCAUUUAAAAGACGGAGUGAUGUGUUACGGAGGCAGGGACUACGUGUUCUCUAAAGCUGUUGGGGAAGCCGAGUGGUAAUGAGCUUCAGUUCUGCUGCAGACAUCAGAUAAUCAUGUUGAAAGAGGGUAAACUUAUUUAAAAGGGAAAAACAAUCAGUGAAUUUAGACCCCCUGGUGGUGUAAUUUGGCUCACGGAGCAUGCAGUUAAAACACCACUGUGCAAAAUCAUUGAUACUUUUUUUUUCAGUAUGUAAUUAUCAGAGCAAUACUGCAAGUCAUUUACGAUGUUACAGCCAAUUACUUACAGCGGUGCUUCUAAAUCCAAUCUACUGCGACAAACAGCAUGAAUUUAUGUUGUAUAAUAUUUAGCUGAAAAUAGUUUAAUUUAUUUAUUUUAUGAGGAUCAAAACAUUUUUUGACCUGGAAUGUGUUUUCUUCUGUUCUGAUCUCUGGAGAUGCCUAAUGUGCUGUUUGAUUUUCAAACAUUGUAAUGUCUUGCCUUUAAUCAUGCUUCAAAUACACUGAACUAUACUGUG
This is a messenger RNA of Larimichthys crocea (large yellow croaker), 4237 nucleotides long. It is a transcript of the gene ston1, whose product is annotated as stonin 1. Gene Ontology annotation, biological process: endocytosis; transcription initiation at RNA polymerase II promoter. The coding region runs from base 370 to 3780 and encodes 1136 amino acids. The record is from RefSeq and is a predicted model, not a curated record. Gene Ontology annotation, cellular component: transcription factor TFIIA complex. Lineage: Eukaryota; Metazoa; Chordata; Actinopteri; Sciaenidae. The transcript is spliced from 11 exons.